UAAAUAACUUCGACGUGGUCCGUCACAAAAGAACUAAUAAUCAAUUGGAAAAGUCGGAAAAUGGUUGUACUAUUUGCACUAUUUUUAUAUUAUUUCAUUGUUUCAAUAGAAAGUACACUAAGUAACAGCGAAGCCUUCGCAAUAUUUACCGAAGGAUGUAUUAUUCCUGCGUUUCCACUAAUUAGCGAAAAUAUAAAAGGUCUAGUUGGGUUACCAAAGAAGACAAUAGAUUGUGCUAAAUCGUAUCCACUUCUAAUUUCUAAUGAAUCUCACAUUAUAAUUGAAGAGGCAGCUUUAGAGCAUUAUAAUGUUAUGGAAAAGGCACAGUUCUAUUGCUGCUACCAGAGUUUCUACGCCAAGAAAUCCAUGGAAGACAUAGUCUACGAAAGCUGUAUACAAUUUACGGACACCAUAGAAGGACGUCACGAAUUUGUUAGAGUGGAGUGCUAUUAUUUAGACAGUAUAUUUUACACCGACUUCUUCAUUUUUAUGAAGAAUACAAAAACGAUAGCUGGAAAAGAGUCUAAUAAAUUCAAUGUUAUGAUAUUUGGCCUAGAAAGUGUAUCGCGUAUCAAUUUUCUUAGAACUAUGCCUGGGACAGCAAAAUUUUUACGAGACAGAGGAAGUGUCCAGCUGUUAGGCUACAACAAGUUGGGCGAUAAUUCAUUCCCUAAUUUAUUUCCAUUAUUGCUAGGAAAGUCUUUUAAAGAUGAGAAUAUUUAUAAAUAUAACAAUACUAUUGACACUAACAUGGGUCCAUUCGUUUGGGAUCAAUACAAAAGGUCUGGGUAUGUUACGGCUCUAGGAUCAGACAGCAUGGCAGGACUUUUAGGUGCAUACGAAUACAAUCUAAACAAUUUGCCAACCGAUUAUUAUCUGCUACCAUUCAUGUACGAAUCGAGAACACUAUUCAAGAAUAAAUUCUAUAAUUACCAUAUGUGUUAUCAAAAUAAAAUGUAUUACAAAACCCUUUUGAAUUAUAUUUAUGGUCUAUCUAGAAAUUUGAAAGACAACAAUUUAUUCGGAAUAUUUUGGGAGGAAUCUGUUAGUCACGAGCAACUUAAUUACCCUCAUAUAAUGGACUCUCAAUACUUAAAUCUUUUGAUAAAGUUAGAAAGCAGUGGCUAUCUUAAUGAAACUGUAGUAAUUUUCUUAAGUGACCAUGGAAUGCGUUGGGGGAAAAUUGUGCAAACUGAGCAAGGUAGACAAGAAGAACGAUUACCGUUAGUUGAAAUACUUUUGCCAUAUCAAUUUAAAAGUCUCUACAAGCUGGCAUAUAAAAAUUUGCAAACAAACGCUCAUCGACUUACAACACCCUUCGACAUGCAUGCUACACUCAUUGAUCUUUUAGAUCCGACACUUCUAAAUGAUGAAGAAAUUGACAAACGAAGCGAAAGUGGCUUGUAUGAUAAUCAAUCCAGCCUUUUCUUACCUAUCUCCAAGAACAGAACGUGUGAAUAUGUUGGCAUUAGUGACCAUUGGUGCACUUGCUAUAAAGGCAAACAGUUACCGACUGGACACAAAACUAGAAUUAAAGCAGCAAAAUUCUUGAUACAAUCUAUUAACAGCAUUUUAGUAAGGUUCCCUCAAUGUCAUAAAUUGAGUAUCAAGAACAUAUUGGAUGUAUCGAUGGUAAGAGAUGUGCGUGGAAGUACUUUCAGGGUUGCAGUGGAAGCGAAUCCUGGUGGCGGCAUAUUUGAUGGCACUUUGCGAAGCGAACGAGGAGUUUGGGCUAAUUCCGGGACCAUCAGUCGGCUGAAUCUUUAUCGCGGGCAAAGUGAUUGUGUAACAGAUAUUUCUGUCAAAUUGUAUUGUUAUUGUAAAAAACCUUAGAAGGUGUUGUUCUUAUUAAC
Messenger RNA from Ostrinia nubilalis (European corn borer), 1853 nucleotides. RefSeq lists its product as uncharacterized. The coding region runs from base 61 to 1833 and encodes 590 amino acids. NCBI's taxonomy places the organism in Eukaryota, Metazoa, Arthropoda, Insecta, Lepidoptera, Crambidae. The record is from RefSeq and is a predicted model, not a curated record. The transcript has a single exon.